CGGAAUGCUUCGCGUGUCGCUUGGACAUCUACCUAGCUAGACAAUCUAUCGGUGACCGACCACCUUUUGCACCCAGAGAAGGGCGUUCAACGGUCAAGUGCUGCCUGGGGGUAACCCCGGCUGGCGUGGGCACCUUUUCAAUUCUCCCCGCAGCUUAUUAAUGUUCUUGUCAUACAUGGGGCGGCCGUCACCUCCUAAAAUGUUUUAGUGCUGUUGCUCCUGUCUGACAACUUGUUAGGGCCUGUUCGACAAGCGCAACUUGAAGUGCCAACUAGCAUUAAUUAUUACCACCAACCUCGAGCUUUCCGCAUUCAGGCUCCAACUGUCAGCCGAACCCCCUGCCACCCAAGCCACCACAAGACUCUCAUCCAUAUCAACCAAACUCCCGCUCGUGGCCCCUCAGGACCUAAACGCUCGUUUCACACGUUCACCACCUGAUCCGUCGCAACUGUAAGCAGGCCCGGCGCAGCUACAUCUCGCUUUGUUCAGUUCAACUUUGAAAUGAGUUUAGGUAGGUGUAGCGCUCAAAAGAACCCGGUCUCGGCGCUCUUCUGUGUGAUCAGGUGACCUGCAUUAAUGGUCUCACUGGCCGGCACUGGCACUGCAGUGCAACUGCAUCACUUUAUUAUUGACCCAAAUGAUUUCUCCCCUUCACAUCUGGACGGGUGCAGCAACCAUCACCAACAUACAAGUUCUCUAAUUCUACAGAGGAACAUGAUUGCCGUGCUUGACGGCCCUCGAACAAUUUCUGCAGUUUGAGCCGACGCUUCCCGUCAUGGAAACAAACAACUCUCCAGAUAAUUUCGUUCCGCCCUCACCUCAUUCCUUUCCCACGUUAUGACUCCAAUAGCUGAGCGGGCCGCUCGCCUUGCUCUUUCGACGUUCGAUGCCCUGCCUCAAAAGUGUAAGCCCCGCACUCUUCCCGAUGGCAGAAGAGAAUGGACGCCAAUGGCUGCCGUUGUGCUGGCUCGGGCGGGUGACGAUCCCGAGUUGGAUUGCGUGGCUUUGGCGACAGGGACGAAGUGUCUCUCUUCGUCCGCUCUUCCAGAUUGUCGAGGCUUGGUCCUCCAUGAUUGCCAUGCUGAAGUCCUGGCCUUGCGUGGGUUCAACUACUGGCUUCUAUCUGAAGUUGAGAAACUCCUUGAGAGUCCAGAAUAUGAAUCUCCAUUUCUGGAAUCAGCAGACCACUGUAGCGCAGAUGACCAGUUCGUGCUCCUCUCAACGCCACGCGCCCCAUUCCGUCUCAAACCCACUGUCAUGGUGUACUUUUUCACCACUGAAGCUCCUUGCGGCGACGCGUCCAUGGAAAUCUUGAUGAAUUCCAUGCCGCCUGGCGAAGCAGCACCUUGGCCCGUUGAGGAGGAUGCUACCACAAUUCUCCAAGGCCGAGGUCACUUCUCGCUGCUAGGCCAUGUGCGAAGGAAACCCGCUCGUGCUGAUGCCGAACCAAGCUUGUCCAAAUCUUGCACCGAUAAGCUCGCUUUGAAACAAUUCACAAGCUUAAUCUCCUUCCCCGCGGAUCAUCUUGUCCAGAGGACGGAAAAUGCCUUUAUUCGUUCUGUUAUUGUGUACUCCGAUCAAUUCAACUAUGACGGGUAUGCAAGGGCGUUUUCCCGGUCGGGUAGGCUAUGCAAACUUGAGCAUCUAGGCCAGUUCUUCACCGUUGAAGCACUCAAUCCAGAUUUUCCACGUUUUCCCUUCAGUAAGAGUAACACGAAACAGGAGCUCAGAAGUGGAUCCAAGUCCAAAGCAAGCAAUAUAUCAGCUCUAUUCAUCCGAUGUUCUCAAAGGGGGCACAAGGACGUGCUGGAGAUAUUGGUCAAUGGCGUUAAACAAGGCUACAAGCAAUGGGACGAAAGACAAGGCAAAGCAAGUGUGGUGUCCCGCAAAAGGCUCUGGCAGUACGCCCUCGAAAUUGCCAACACCGUCCACAGCCCUAAGAAUCCAUCUGGCAGAGACGAUCGUCGAGCGAUGAAUGAUGAAGAAUGGCACCUGUCCCUAGAACGAUCAUUGGGCCAGGCGACCUAUGGUGCUGCGAAAUCUACGACUUCUCGAUCCACAUAUAUAGAACGCAAGCAGCUUGUCACGGACUUUCUGGGCAAUUGGUCCAAGAAUCAAGGAGAUGAUGGAUGGUCCUUGUAGUAGCAGCCAGCAGGCGGUCGCUUUGUUCCAUAUGGCCAUUGACGCCGGUCGUCUUGCUCGACUAUGCCGCCAUCAUUUGAAGCAAAGUAAGGUGGCCUUAUCGUGAACGCUUGUUCUAUGCCAUACACAACACAAGCAACAUAACAAGCGUCCCUUUCAUUGCAACAAGGGUUAAUUUGUUGGUGGACGCGCCAGUCCCGACGGCAGUGCCCAUGUACUGAACGGAUCAAUGUAUUGACUGUUGUUGCGGUUUUGGCCCAUGGCAAAGAUCUUCAAUGCCAUGGAUCUAGACCUGGAAGAGGUACCAAGUCGAGCCAUCAUAUCGCUCAAUUGUGUGAUCAUAUAUUUAUCUAUCCAACUUUUGCUGCUCCACCAUUCCCGUGUACCUUGCCGUCUAUUCUAGCCUCCGAGUUGGUGUACACUAUUCCUCUGCAGGGUUGGUGUAGUAGAUCGUUGUCCUUUGAAAGAAUCACCUGGUAUAUCCAGUGGCCUCGUCCGCACGAGCCAUGCAGGAUUCCAGGGUCGACCAGAAGCGAUCGAGAUCGAGAGACCUGGGAAUGGUGAUACCGAUUCCAUUUCUCGCCUUGGUCGCCACGGUCCGGCCGACUUGUUCGCCUUCCAAGACGACAUCGACAUUCCAUCUCUCGCCGCCGCGGUCGUCGAAGGCUAUUCUCUUAGCCGGAUCUGGAAGCGCGCCUAGCAGAACCGUAACUGCAAUGGGGUCAUGCAGGGGCGGACCCUCGGUCAAGCCAAAUACAUCGGCAUACGUCUGGGCGAAGAACAUGAGCAAUUCAGUAAACAUGGUGCGGAGCCUUGUGGGGGGCUGGAGUUGAGGUUUGGAAGGGUCGCUGGAAGAGCUGGGGUCACGCGGUUGUCUAUGGCCAUGCAGCAACAAAUCGCGGACCUGUUGCGUUGCAUAGGCCUGGUGGGUGAGGUCGAGGGGUAUCAGAGUGGUUUUGGCCUGCAGCACAGGAUUCUGCAGGACGGCGCGCGCCGCCUCCGGGUCGGCCCAGAUGUUGAAUUCAGCCCAGGGAGUCCGGUUUCCGAUGCGGUCGUGAGUGGCGCCCGUGAUUGUGUUGAGCUGCGGCGGGCCGCCCAUGGUGACGUGGGUGAAGUCUCCUCCGAUGGAUCCGCCCAUGAUGGACAGGCCAGCGACGUGGUUUACCAAAUCCGGAUCCAGGGCGAACAGAAGCGCGACGUUGGUCAAUGGUCCCGUGGCGACCAGCCAGGCAGUGUUCGCGGGUUGAGCCCGUAAUGAGGCGCGCAUCUCCAAAAUCGCAUUGCAGUGAGCCAGGGCAGAGCGCGACGGCUCGGGCAGCAGUCCACUACCGGCGAGCCCACUGGCGCCGUGGAUGUCGCUGGCCGUGUGGAUCACCCGGCAGAACGGGUGCGCAGUGCCUGGAAACACUGGCACUCGCGGCUUGCCGAUGGCUUCGAGUACGCUGAGUGCGUUAUGCGUGGUUUGCGACAGUGACGCGUUGCCAUGGACGGUGCUCAGCCCCAACAGAUGCAGGGAUGGGUGGUACGUCGCCAGGAGAAUGGCAUAUGCAUCCUGAGCAUGGUAGAUGUUUCUCUCGAUCAGGUUUGCUUCAAGGAAGAAUGGGGGAUGAAGAACGGCGAGGAGGAAAACUCACAUCAUGACCUGUCAUGGCCACGAGUAAGAAAGAGCUGACCGGACCAUAGCGGAUGUCAAAUGAAGAGGGCACAUAUAUCGUUUAGAUAUAUGUAGCAGAGAGACGGCGAGGGAAAGUGUGGGUUGUCGCCUACCUGGGUCGCAGUCUAACCAUAGGGGGAUUUUGUGAUGUGUGAUAUGAUGCUCACCCAUCUUGUAAUAUCGACUCGGUGAAUAUGGACAUGGAUGAAUGAAAGGAGGGCAUAUUACGAGGAACGUGUAAGCAGAGACGGAGACGGAUGCCAGUGUUGGCUGUCAGGCUGAGGCCCGGCCCGAUUGCUCCAAAGAGGGAAAGUCGCGCGACAGCAUAAAUUGACCGCGGACUCGACCGUGACCCG
Exophiala dermatitidis NIH/UT8656 is the source of this 4152-nucleotide messenger RNA. RefSeq lists its product as uncharacterized. The record is from RefSeq and is a predicted model, not a curated record. Gene Ontology annotation, biological process: tRNA wobble adenosine to inosine editing. Bases 838 to 2142 code for a protein of 434 amino acids. Gene Ontology annotation, molecular function: tRNA-specific adenosine-37 deaminase activity; RNA binding. The transcript has a single exon. Lineage: Eukaryota; Fungi; Ascomycota; Eurotiomycetes; Chaetothyriales; Herpotrichiellaceae.